Egretta garzetta (little egret) is the source of this 461-nucleotide messenger RNA. It is a transcript of the gene OXT, whose product is annotated as oxytocin/neurophysin I prepropeptide. Gene Ontology annotation, molecular function: neurohypophyseal hormone activity. The transcript has 2 exons. Gene Ontology annotation, cellular component: secretory granule; extracellular region. The coding region runs from base 141 to 461 and encodes 106 amino acids. Lineage: Eukaryota; Metazoa; Chordata; Aves; Pelecaniformes; Ardeidae. The record is from RefSeq and is a predicted model, not a curated record.
CCCACCAUGGCUGGAGUCAUCACCAAGGAGGAAACCAACACCUUGGCCUUGACCUCACGUCCUCGACCUCUGGCUAUUAGCGGAGCCCUUCGGUGUGGAAAGCAAUGCCUUGAGGAUUUUAAGGGAAAGGGGUGACGCCGAUGCCGGCAUGCCUAAGUAGGAGCCGGCGCUAUAUAUACACGGCCGCUGGCCGGGCUGAGAAGCCGAAAAGCUUCCCCGACCCCACAGCCAUGUCCUGCAAGGCGCUCGCCGUCUGCCUCCUGGGGCUGCUGGCUCUCUCCUCCGCUUGCUACAUCCAGAACUGCCCCAUCGGGGGCAAACGCGCCGUCCUGGACAUGGACAUCAGGAAGUGCCUGCCCUGCGGUCCCAGGAACAAGGGCCACUGCUUCGGUCCCAACAUCUGCUGCGGAGAAGAGCUGGGUUGUUACAUCGGCACCUCCGAAGCGGCCCUUCUGGGAUAG